AAAAAAGAAACGGAAUCGAUGGCCAACGACACUGGUGGGUUGAGGGGCUUGGUGGCCAUCCUUCUCCUUGUCAUGUUCAUUGCUACGUGCGGUUCAGCAAGAGACCCAGUGAAGUACUCGUUGGCAAACCAAAAUGAAGGAUCAAAGAGGAAGCCUUCCAAUUCUAAUCCUCCACCCAAACCCAGCCCUAAGCCUAACAUGAGGUCUAAACCUAAGCCUACGCUUAACCGGGAACCAACUCCGAGCCCGACCCCGGCACCACCGGCGAUCAAGAGAGGGUCCACGUUCAGCGUGCUCGAUUACGGAGCAAAGGGAGACGGGGUAACAGAAGACACCGAGGCUUUCCUGGAUGCAUGGGGAGCUGCAUGCCAUCAUGAGGCGCCAUCAGCGAUGCUCGUUCCUUCAAACCGGGAGUUCCUGGUUGGCCCAAUCUCUUUCUCAGGACCUUGCGAACCCAACAUCGUGUUUCAGUUGGACGGAACCAUCAUUGCUCCAACCAGUGCUAAAGCCUGGGGCACAGGUCGACUACAGUGGCUUGAAUUCAGAGUGCUAGAGCAAGUAAAAAUCCAAGGACGAGGUACUAUCGAAGGCAGAGGCAGUGUCUGGUGGAGCAAUACUCAAUAUCUGCUCUCCAAUUCUUUGGACACUAAGCUCAGUGGAAACUUGCCUCACACAAGACCAACAGCUCUUAGAUUUUACGGGAGCUCUAAAGUAACUGUGACUGGUAUUACAAUUCAAAACAGUCAACAGUGCCAUCUAAAGUUCGAUAGCUGCCAAGCUGUGGAGGUCUCGGGUGUGACCAUCUCUUCUCCCGGUGACAGCCCCAACACGGACGGAAUUCAUCUACAGAACUCUGUGGGUGUCACAAUCCGCAAUGCUGAUAUGGCUUGUGGCGAUGACUGCAUUUCCAUCCAAACUGGAUGCUCCAAUAUUCAGAUCCAGAACGUGAAAUGCGGGCCAGGGCAUGGCAUCAGCAUCGGAGGACUGGGCAAGGGCAACACGCAAGCCGCCGUCUCCGACGUCACCGUUCAAAACGCCGACCUGGUAGGCACGUUGACCGGCGUGAGGAUCAAGACGUGGCAGGGGGGAUCAGGGUACGCGAAGGGGUUCAGAUUCUCAAACAUCAAGGUGUCGCAGGUGAUGACGCCGAUCGUGAUCGACCAAUUCUACUGCGAACAGACCAAGUGCAAGAACCAAACGUCGGCUGUGGCAUUGUCGGACAUCACCUACGACGGUGUGGUCGGGACUUACACAGUGCAGCCGGUGCGCUUGGCGUGCAGCGACAGCAAACCGUGCAGUGGAAUCCAUCUCAGCGACAUCCAACUGCAGGGGGCGCAGCAGCGAGGGAAAAUCCUCGACCCUUUCUGUUGGAAAGCUUUCGGAGACAUAAAGGGACCAACGGAGCCGCCCAUCCACUGCUUGCAAUAGAUAAGUUGAUUAAUCAGGUGAUACUUUGAUGGAUUAUUAGUAAAAUUAAGAUAAAAUGCUAGUUAGAGAUUUGCAUAAGAAUCUAUUGUAGCAUUCAUGUAUGAAUGAACGGUUGGAGAUGCAAUGGAAAUGGAAAUGGA
This is a messenger RNA of Zingiber officinale, 1568 nucleotides long. RefSeq names its product polygalacturonase At1g48100-like. Bases 19 to 1428 code for a protein of 469 amino acids. NCBI's taxonomy places the organism in Eukaryota, Viridiplantae, Streptophyta, Magnoliopsida, Zingiberales, Zingiberaceae. The transcript has 6 exons. The record is from RefSeq and is a predicted model, not a curated record. Gene Ontology annotation, biological process: carbohydrate metabolic process. Gene Ontology annotation, molecular function: polygalacturonase activity.